AUGGGGCACGAGAUCGAAAGCUUUAUCAUCGGAAAAAAUGGAGGAAUUGUUCGCGAAAUUCGCGACAAUGGUGGAAGCAAAGAUGGAGACGUUACGGAGAGACUAGCACAUCUUGAAGCUAGUAGAUUCAAUCCUUCGCAAGCACAACCUGAGGUAUCUUCGUUUCCGGCGUCAGGAUCUAUUGCAGUGCCGCAUCGGAUGAAGCUGGAUGUGCCAAAGUUCGACGGCUCCGAUGCUACUGGUUGGAUCUUUAAAAUUACGCAAUUUUUCGAGUAUCACACAACUCCAGAUCAUGAGAGGCUCACCAUCGCAUCAUUUUACAUGGAAGGACAAGCAUUAGCUUGGUUCCAAUGGAUGCACCGAAAUGGUCAACUAUCAUCCUGGCCUGCAUUCCUUCAUGCCCUCCACUCACGAUUUGCUUCAACCACUUAUGAGGAUCCAACGAGAUUGCUAUGCAAGCUCCAACAAAGGUCGACGGUAAGCAGUUACCUCUCCGAUUUUGAAACUCUAGCUAAUCGAAUUAUCGGUUUACCUGCUCCCAUGGCUUUAAGCUGUUUUAUCUCGGGUUUGAUACCUUCCAUUCGCCGGGAAGUUCAAGUCAUGCAACCAGCAACCAUAAGUCAAGCAGUAGCUUACGCUAAGUUACAUGAGGAGAAGCAAAACGAUGCUCGAAAAGCGUUUCGACCUGUUGCAGGAGCAUCUUCAAGCUCUCUCCAACAUUCAGCAUCUGCACCCUUAUCUACUACUCCAUUGUUACCUACACCGACGCGUACCAACUCGUCCACAGUUCCUUUUAAAUGUCUCACGUCGGAGGAAUUAGCAAUGCGCAGAGAAAAAGGAUUAUGCUUCCAAUGUGAUGAAAAAUACUCAUGCGGUCAUAAGUGUUCUCCCUCCUUGUUCCUGCUCAUUAUGGAGGAUAGUGAGGAAGUACCAGAAUCCCAUGAUCCACAGUUCACCUUGCCAGAGAUCCUACCGAAGCCACCCCCUGCGCAGUUGAGCUUCAAUGCCUUAUCCGGACACGUGGUACUGGAAACAUUACGGAUGCAAGGGUAUAUUCGUGGCCAACCAGUAAGCAUAUUGAUCGAUGGUGGUAGCACACAUAAUUUCGUGCACCACAGGGUGGUUAUGUCAGUAGGAUUAACGACAACGGUGACUUCACCUUUGCGGGUCACGGUGGGCAACGGCGAGGAACUUCAGUGCCAGCACACGUGUCCUAACGUUGAGGUAACUAUCCAGCAACACUCCUUCGUCAUCGAUUUCCAUGUUUUACCUAUCCGUGGUGCUGAUUUAGUCUUGGGAGUCCAAUGGCUGAAAACGCUGGGACCGGUGUUGACGGAUUACACCACCCUCACUAUGAAAUUCAUGGCCGCCGGUCACCUUGUGGAACUACGUGGUGAACAUGAACAGGCUCUUGAAUCUAUCUCUUCCUCUCAGCUUCGUCGUAUGAUACAUACAAAUGGCACUAGUAUGAUGUUUCACAUUCAGUUGGAACCUUGCCAAACCUCACAACCUGAUAUCAACCCGUUACCUCUCAAAGUUGAGGAGCUGAUUAAUAAGUAUUCACAGUUAUUUCAGCCCUGGAACUGCCACCCUCACGAGACACUGACCACGCCAUUAACAUCCUUCCAGAAGCAACACCAGUCAACCGCCAGUCCCUUUUCAUCACCAGUGUUAUUGGUGAAGAAGAAGGACGGAUCAUGGCGAUUUUGUGUCGAUUAUCGGGCUCUCAACGCCAUCACCAUUCGCGACAGGUUCCCUAUACCAACCAUUGACGAGUUGUUAGACGAGCUUGGCGGGGCACGAUGGUUCUCUAAGUUGGAUCUAAUGCAUGGUUACAACCAAAUCCUUAUGAAAGAUGAUGAUAUUCACAAAACGGAAUUCAGAACCCAUCAAGGGCAUUACGAGUUCUGA
Glycine soja is the source of this 1911-nucleotide messenger RNA. RefSeq lists its product as uncharacterized. The coding region runs from base 1 to 1911 and encodes 636 amino acids. The transcript has 3 exons. The record is from RefSeq and is a predicted model, not a curated record. NCBI's taxonomy places the organism in Eukaryota, Viridiplantae, Streptophyta, Magnoliopsida, Fabales, Fabaceae.